Messenger RNA from Neodiprion fabricii, 3456 nucleotides. RefSeq names its product glutamyl aminopeptidase-like. The coding region runs from base 686 to 3430 and encodes 914 amino acids. Gene Ontology annotation, biological process: peptide catabolic process; proteolysis. Gene Ontology annotation, cellular component: cytoplasm. Lineage: Eukaryota; Metazoa; Arthropoda; Insecta; Hymenoptera; Diprionidae. Gene Ontology annotation, molecular function: peptide binding; zinc ion binding; metalloaminopeptidase activity. The transcript has 15 exons. The record is from RefSeq and is a predicted model, not a curated record.
AAUAUGUUAGUAAUUGAUAGCUAAGAUGCUGACGUACAUCAGGAAUGCUCGUGGUGAACGUUUAAUAAGUUCAUAGGUAGAAUGACAGUCCCAAAUAAUAAUUGCGAUACCUGCAUUUUUGACAAUUUGGUAUACCACUGUGGUGAAUAUAAGCAAAAAAAAUGAGUUCAAUCAGAUGUGGAACUUCAUUGCUUUGCAUUAGAAAUCUUUGCCAUCGAUGAACAGAUUUCGACCGGAUCCUAUAAAUUCAUAUCUUCACUGGAAAAUAUCGACAAUAUGGAUUUGCAGGAUGAAAUCCAAAUUCAGAACAUACUAGUUAAACAUACGAAGUCGGUUUUGUGAUACAAAAUCCAUAAAUCUGAAACCUUCAAAUGGGAUAAACGUAAUAGCUUUUCGUGACUUUUGCUGAUUCUUAUCGCUACUCAUGGUUUUACAUUUAAUCUAGAAUUUGUUGCACUAAAAGUUCUGUUACUGCAAAAACGUGACGAAAUUUAUCUGCUGUUAAGUUCUGUUAGUAAUAUAAGUAGUAAUAAUGUUCCAUUAGUGCAAAAACGUAAAUUUAUUCGCUGGUGAAACUGAUUUUGAACCAGUGGCGCGACAAAUUCACCUAUAAAUACUGUAGCAUUUUCUACUAUUUCACAAUUAGAUUCUUUUCAAAGUGUGGGUUGCAUCGUACAUAAGCAUUAUGUUACCUUGGUAUUAUUUUCUCGGUUUUGUGCAAGGAGUAACCCUGGUAACAGCGAUUGACUACCGACUUCCUACGGAUGUAAUUCCAUUACGCUAUGACCUUUGUAUAUACCCUGAUAUCUCCUCAGGCGUUUUUAAUGGUACCGUGAGCAUAGAAUUGAACGUAACAGCCACACGCAGUACGAUUAUUGUUAACAAGUACGACCUCGACAUAUCUUCACUUAAUUUAACGUACCCCUCAACGAGUUCCUUACUAACGAUCACGUCAGCCACAGAAAACACAGAUUUACAGAAAUAUAUAAUUACACCUUCAACUGAGAUUGAGGCAGGGAAAUAUACAUUGUCAAUCGGGUUCAGCGGCAAUUUCUCUCAAGACCUUGUUGGCCUGUAUCAGAGUACUUAUGUUGGCGAGAACAAUAAUACUAGGAUACUUGCUGUCGCCGUACUUCCACCGGCGUACGCAAGAAAUGUGUUUCCAUGCCUGGAUGAACCAAAAUUCAAGGCCCAAUUUGACAUCAAACUUGUACAGCCUUCCGGAGAUAAUUAUACCUCAAUUUCUAACAUGAAUGUCAAGAGUAUUGCAGUAAAUGAGCCUGCGUCGGGUUUGAAAACAGUGACCUUUGCCACAAGUCCGCCAAUGCCGACGUUCCUUGUCGGCCUUGUAGUCUGUGAUUUUCAAGCCCGGACGACAAAUGUGACGAAUCUUGAUGGAGAAACAUUUCCAGUCAGUUUUUAUACCACAGAAUCCCAACUGUACAAAAGUGCUUUACCAUUACAAGUUGCAACAAAUGCUCUUGCAUAUUACAUCAAUCUCUUUAAUGUGUCUUACCCCUUGCCAAAGUUCGAUAUGGUUGCUAUUGCUGACAUUACUUUUAACCUUGUGGAAAGCUGGGGUAUGGUUCAAGCUGCUGAACACGCAAUUCUUUAUACUAGCAACACAAGUUCCACGAGUAACAUGGACGAUGUCAUCUUUACCACAUGUUACGGAGUUACCCACAUGUGGGUUGGAACCCUUGUGUCUGUGGAAUGGUGGGAUGAUAUUUGGAUCACCGAAGGUAUUCCUACAUGGGCACAAUACAGGACCGCAAAUGAGUUGUAUCCGGAUUGGGGCUUUAUAGAACUGUUCUUAUUUUACGAGGUUUUGAAUGUUAUGGAUGACGAUGCGUCUGUUGUCUCGGAUCCCAUGAUUCAGGAAAUCACUACACCCGACGAAAUUGCAAAUGUUUAUGACUCUAUUAGAACCAGUAAGGCAGCAGCAGUCAUUCGCAUGCUGGAAAAUUUUGUAGGAUCUGAUAUUUUCUACACAGCGAUUUCGACGGAUUUGAAAACAUAUGCAUACCAGAAUGAAAAUACCUCCGGAUUUUAUGAUGGACUGCAGAACCUUGUGGAUUCAAGCCUCAAUAUCUCGGCUAUCAUGAAUACUUGGACACUUCAAGCAGGCUUUCCUGUCGUAAAUGUCGUUAAAAACGGAACCGUUUACACUCUUACUCAGAAACGAUUUCUAUCCGAUCCUAACGCCGUCUCAAACUCUACUUCAUCAACUUACGGAUUCAGAUGGACAAUACCCAUCACUUACGUAACAAGUGAAAACUCUACCUCGAACUUGGUGUGGUUUCAGUACGAUGCCAGUAGCUUAUCUUUGACGGUUAACACAUCGGUAGAGUGGAUAAAAUUCAAUCACGACCAAGUUGGCUUUUAUCGAGUGAAUUAUGAAACGUCGGAGUGGGAGACACUUAUCAAUAUUCUAAAAUCUGACCCAGAGACAUUCACUGCUGCGGAUAGGACACAGCUUGUAGGGGAUGCGUUCAGUUUAGCUGCAGCUUCCCAACUAAGUUAUAACGUAACACUUGAGUUGGCUUCGUACCUCGUUAAUGAGUCGCAUUAUAUACCUUGGAAUAUGGCUUACACAGAUUUUCAGUAUAUGGUCUCUAUGCUAGCCGAUACUGAUAUAUCCACUAGCCUAAAUGAUUACAUCAUUAGCUUGGUGAAACCCAUUUACAAAAAUGUCACAUGGUCCGUAGGUGAUUCCGACUCUCACAUAACUCUGCGUCUCCGCCCAGUUGUCUUGGAAAUGGCAUGCAACGCAGGUUAUGAUCAGUGUUUGACUGAAGCUGGAAACCUUUUCUUAGACUGGAUUAACGGUACUGAUGAUGUCCGUCCUCCUCCCGAUACUCGAUAUGUAGUAUACAAAUAUGGUAUACAAAAUGUGAAUAGAGAGGCUGAAUGGGAUCAGGUGUUCCAAAAGAUGUUAUAUGAGACAGAUUCGGCGGAGAGAUUAAGGUUGUUGAAUGGUUUAUCAGGAAUAAAAAAUGCUACGAUCUUGACCAAGUAUCUAAAUCUGGCCAUCAACCAAUCGUAUGUCAAAGCUGCUGAGUUUUAUUACGUCUUUGACUUUAUUUUGACAAAUUCGAUCGGUCCAGCUACAGCUUGGGAUUGGAUUCGUGAUAAUGUGGAAACUCUAAUGAAUGAUUAUGGCUACAGUGCAAGCGACAUUGCAGAUUGGAUUGGUAGGAUUGUGGGUAGGCUCCACACCGAGGAAAGUAUAGAGGAGAUAGAAUCAUUCUUUGAAACAUACCCAAGAAUAGAAGAAGCCUUCGUCACUGAUCCCCGACAAACUAUAUAUGGAAAUAUCAAUUGGAUAACCUCGAAUAAUGCUACAAUUGACGCGUGGCUGAAAUCAUAUAUGAAAACCGAUAACAAUACCGCUGCUGAGAAUUUCUUACUGCAGCAUCAGCCGACCUGAAUAAAUACUGAAAUACUGAAAAAUAA